AUGUCGCGCUCUCUACCAAAGAAGACAAACCCGCUCAUCCUUAGUGAUGCGGCACCGGCUUACGAUGAGCUUCUUGCGCGCCGUCGUCUUGGCAAGACCAACCUCUCUGUCAAGCCUGGCCAGAUCGGCACCUCCAAUGCCACCAAGCCUGAGAACCUGGGCUUGUUCGAGUAUGCUCACCUUCGGGCUCCCCUGCCCAAGGACCUGAAGGGUUCCGAGAUUUUCCCUUCGCACAGCUCUCAAAAUCACCCAGAGACCUAUUUCUUGAUGCGAAGGAGCAAGGAUGGAUUCGUCAGCGCCACUGGCAUGUUCAAGAUUGCCUUUCCCUGGGCUAAGGCUGAAGAGGAGCGUACUGAGAGAGAAUACCUGAAGGCCCGAGAGUAUACCAGCAUGGAGGAGGUUGCUGGCAACGUUUGGAUUUCCCCGCUGUUUGCUCUCGAACUGUCCAGGGAAUACCAAAUGUACGACUGGGUCCGUGCCUUGCUAGAUCCCACCGAUAUUGCACAGAGCCCCUCUAGUGCAAAGAAGCAGAUCACCCCGCCACCAAAGUUUGAAAUGCCUUCCAAGUUUGAAGUGCCUUCGGAUGAUCUCUCUCUGGCUCAGCGCCGGAGCCGCCGCUCAGUCUCUCCUACCAAGAAGUCGACUUCGCCUCGCAAGGCUCGGCAACCCCGCUCUUCGAAAGAGGUCCCGGAUACUCCAUCCACAUCCGCUGCUAACGACAGCCUGCAGCAUGCCCUGGAAGUCACAGCUUCCUCGGAAAUGGAAUUGCUGAACGGCAUUGUGGAGAGCGUGGAAGAAGUUGAGGUCAAGAACACCGGUUCCCCGGAGAAGAAGAAGGGCCGGAAAUCCAAGAAGGCUGCUGAGGCCGACGAGGAGAAGGAGAAGGAUGUCAAGGAGACCCAGAAGGAAGAAAAGAAGGAGGAGAAGAAGGCAGAGAAGAAAAAGAAGAAGGAUGUCAAGGAGCCUGAAAAUGAGGCCGAGAUUGAGAUCCGCGGAGCUUCCGCCAAAGAGGCCGAGCCCACUCAGGCCACACUCUCUCUCGACAUGCCCAUUAUGCUCCCCGAGGUGCCGUCCGCAAAGGAGACCGAGGAGAUGAUUGCAAAGGCCAAGGAGAUGGUGGAAGAUGCUAUCAAGAUCCAAAGCGCCGAGGAUGCGACUGCAGGAUCACCAUCCGUCAAGCUCACCAAGAAGCGCAAGCCUGAGGAUGAUGAUGAUGAGGAGACUGCGGCUGAAGCCAGCCAGAGAGCGAAGAAGGCCAAGGUUCUGGAGGAUAAGCUCAAGCGCGAGCGAGUCCGCAACCGUGCUCUCUUUGGUGUCUCGGCCGCCUUUGCCCUUGCUGCCUCCAUUCCUUAUUUCUUCUAG
Molecule: messenger RNA, 1362 nt
Organism: Penicillium pulvis
Lineage: Eukaryota; Fungi; Ascomycota; Eurotiomycetes; Eurotiales; Aspergillaceae
Product: KilA-N domain-containing protein
Exons: 5
Coding region: 1-1362 (453 amino acids)
Biological process (GO): mitotic telomere tethering at nuclear periphery; meiotic attachment of telomere to nuclear envelope
Cellular component (GO): nuclear membrane complex Bqt3-Bqt4
Molecular function (GO): DNA binding
Source: RefSeq, a predicted model, not a curated record